UGUUUUAUCGACUGUUCUACAACCAACGUCUGUGAUUGCAGACACCAAGCACUGUUGCGCCGACGAGUAUUUUAUCAUCGGGUUCCCUCUUCCUGUCGUCCGUCGCCUGUGUCCACUCCUAGCUCUACCUACUUUGAGAGUAGUUCCUCCCUACCUACCUGGCCAGUCCGGUGGACACUAGCAUUUGUGGAUUCAAGUCAAGUUAAUUUCGGCCCACCGUAUGCAAUCAAGUCGAUUCUGCCGCUUGCCGUACUGUGAUUACGUCGUAUUGUACCGCAGGCUGAAUCCCGCGUUCCCCACGUUCAGCCAAACGACCAAACGGCUGGAAUCGACAUCACCAACCUCAAAUUGAAGUGACAUAACACACCGAUCGGCUGCUGUACCUGCCAACGGGCGUGUCUUCUGUGCAACCACGCAGAUAUCCGUUUGGUUUGUUUUCAGUUGGAAGAACUUGGAGUAUUCUGCGCCUUGAUCAGACACCGAACUGCGUCGAGCGAAAUCAGAAACCGUCUUGCAACCAACAAUCGUCGGCGGCGCCAACGAGCAUGGCCGUGACGGAGAGCACCCCCCUCUGUGCGACGGAAACACUCAUUUCGAAACGAAAGCGACGCCAUUAUCGCACUUCAGUCGUCCCCAUACACUGGCAGCUUCGGUCAUUAAUCGGUAGUGGUCGCGAUGGGGUCAUUUAUUUCGCCACUGGCAAUGGAAACCUCCACCUACAACGGCUAGACACCAAGUCUCUCGAGACCGAAACCAUACAGCUUCUAUCCUUCUCUCCCCGCUGUCUUGUGGCUCAAAAUGGAUGGGUUUGCUGCGGCGGGGAGACGGGGGAGUUUGUUGCGGUGCAGGUCGAACCUCAAACCUCUAAUCGCAGAGGCUCCUUGCCUGGUCGAAAUUCUUCCCCUAUACCUUUCCCUACGGGCAGAUCCGACGCAUCAAUGAUACAAUUCCCACGUUCCCACCUUAUUGCACCUAUGCCACGGAAUAAGGUGUACGGCAAGGAGCGCGUCAAUUGUAUAACUCUAUGGUUCCCGCCCAACUACGUACGACCGCACGAAUGUGCUUACAAGUCGCCGGUUGCUGUGCUAGCAAAUAACGAUAAACACGUCACUAUUGUUGAUCUCUAUACCAUGGAUAGUAUGGACACUUUACAGUACCCAGACUGUGUGAACCGAGCACUCAUCUCUCCCGACGGACAGCUCCUCGUUGCGGUCGGCGACGACCCAUAUCUCUAUGUUCAUGAGCGCACCAAUACGCCCGAAAACAGCCUGGAGGAAGAUGUAUCGAUGGAGCGGUCCAUAUCCUCUUGGCAGCUAGUGCAAAAGGUCCAUUUGAAAAGCCAGCGGAAGCACGACAAAUCAGAUCAUCGCGGCAGUUUUGCGGCUUGCUUCUCUAACACUGGGUCAUAUCUCGCAAUAGGGACACAGUAUGGCAUGAUUUCUAUUUUUGAAACUUCUGCCAUAUUGGAACAUGGGGAAGACGCGCUUCGCGCUUACUUUCCCUCUUCAAGGCCAGCAGUCGAGAAUGCCUCUCCUCAUGACCCUCUCUCGGCCCUGGGUGCAGUGCGGGAGAUGGCAUUUUCCCCUGGCCCACAUGACAUUCUGGCGUGGUCAGAGGACCGCGGCCGCGCAGGGGUCGCAGACUUGCGCUCCGGAUUCGCUACACGUCAAAUUCUCUAUCUCGAUGGGGAAGAUAAGGCAACAGAGCAUUUGGAUAUAGCUGACAAGAGCGUGAUUGACCCAAGAAGAUUGGACUCCCAUACGUCCCGAUCUGGCACAGUGGCUGGGGAUCUCCUAAGAGCACUGGAUGCGUCGGAUUCUGGAGGCCAGCGUACUCGUCAAGAGGAUAGCUAUCAAAGUCCGUUGACCGGAGAAGAAACCCAGGUUCUAGAGGCGCUGCAAGAGCACAGGAGACGGAGAGAGCAGAGAGCGGCCGCGGCUAGGGAAUUGAUGAGGCACCGAUACAGUUCGACAGCUGCAACCCCAUAUUUGGCCAGGACCGUCGCAGCGGCUGGGGCGGAGUCGAGGCCGGCAGUACCACCGCCGCCUGCGCAGUUGACUGACGGUGAGAGAGAACGAGAAUUGGAACGUCGCGUGGCCAGGGUGCGAGCAGCGCGUGGGAUGGAGCCGAGGCCGGCAAUACCGCCGGCGCCUGCGCAGUUGAACGAUAGGGAUAGAGCGCGCUGGGAAUCGGAGCGUCGCGAUGCGUUGGCCGACUUUUUGAUUGGCGAAGCGUCUAAUCCUAUCGAGGAACCAUCAUCACGCUUUGGGGGGCAGACAUUGAACCCCGUGACCAGGAUGCAUGUGCAUAUGCAGCGAGUUCAGGAGAGGAAUGCGCGCGAAGAGCGCCUUUCGCGACAAAGGAGAGGACAGGAUGGGCGGCCGGGACGGAACGAGGAAGCAGCCUCGCAAGGGCAGGAACAAGAGGCCAGACGAAAUGAUGACUUUGCAGGCCAAAGCCGAGAGCAGAACGUUGACGCACACAGGGAGCUUGUUCAGAGGUUUCUCCGUGACGGUGAGGAGGAAACGCCAUCUUCAAGCGCCACUACGGAGCGCUAUUGGACGGAACGAUAUCGAGCCAGCGUUGGGACGGCUGCAGACUCAAACGCAGCCUCUAGAGUCGACCCUGGGACGACACAAACCAGGGCUUCGACCACACAAUCUGAUUCGGCGCGAGAUCCUGACUGGAUGGCGGGACUCCCUAUCCCAAUUCAGCUUCCAGGUCGUCGGUUAAACAACGCUGCCCGUGCGACUACUAGUACUGACAGUACGACUGGCAACACGCGAAUAAGCAGCUGGGGUGAAUUGGGCGCUCUCUACGGGGCCAUGUCCAACAUUGCCGUUUCCAAUCACCAACCCGGUGGAAGUGAACUUCCCAUCUAUAUGAACGAAACGACCGCGGAGCCUCGGCAGACUUCGAGCAACAAUACGGCAACCGUUGCAUCGCUGAGGGACCACGCGUUGAGGGACCACGAGGCAGCUUGGUUUUCGUUAUUGAGGCAGGUCGGUAUGCACACAAACAGAGCCAGUACCAGGACGGUGGGCGAUGAAACUGCUGGAUUGACCUGGAGUGACGACGGAUCAACUUUAUACGUGGGUGCCGUGGACGGCAUAUAUGAGUUUCACGUGGACAUCCAGGCACGCAAGUUUAAUCCAAGCAUUGAACUGCGCUGACAGAUCCCACGCCGCGUUUUCUUCAGCCCCAGGAAACGAAUGUGCUUUAACGAUGUGAUGCGGAUUUUUAUGGAUAUCUUCAUGUUUGCAAGAGUUCAACUUUGUUUCUUAUGACUGUGAUAUUAUACCCCCCAAAAGUACAGCCAUCAUCAUAUUGUAGCGUUCUAUCGUCUUGUUUACUUAUUGCAUGUAUUGCACCAUGUCUUAUAAUUAUUUGUAUCUUAUGUUUGCCACUUGGUGAAUUAGUAUUUUAGGGAACCGGCAAGGUUAGGAUCAGCAGAUUCUGAAUUGAAGAAUGGCUAUAAACUAUUACUUG
Molecule: messenger RNA, 3489 nt
Organism: Pyricularia grisea
Lineage: Eukaryota; Fungi; Ascomycota; Sordariomycetes; Magnaporthales; Pyriculariaceae
Exons: 4
Coding region: 546-3173 (875 amino acids)
Molecular function (GO): protein binding
Source: RefSeq, a predicted model, not a curated record